AAUACAGAAAAUGUAUCACCUUCUUUAUGCCAAAGUAUAAAAUAUCGAAGCAAUUAAUUAAUCAUGAAAGGGGUUUAAAACGAAUUAUUGUGUAAAGUGGUAUGAUUUGGUUCGUCGGUAAAACAACACCAAAGAGCAGGGCAGAACUGCCACUUGGUUAUGAAUCAUUCACUGUUAAUCUAUCCCUCAUAUCAUUACAAAUGUAGGGGGUAAUAUAAUAACGGCUGUUUGGAUCUGGUUAAUCAUUGCUAGCGUGUGCGGUGCGUCCAGUCCCGUCUGUGUACGACUCUCUGUGUGAGAAGACACAGUUUUCAAAACGUCCAGACAUGAAGUACAUGCUGUCGCUGUGGCUGUCGGUGUUGUACGUCGUGUGCUGCCACCUCGAGGUGACGUCGGGGUCAGAUGUGUUCCUCGUGAAGGUUGUGUCGUCGAAGAUAGUCUGUGACCGGCUGUGUGUCUACACCACACGGUGCCAGGCGUAUCGUUGGAUUGCUGCUAACAGAACUUGUGAACUUUCGACACAACCUGCAUCUACCGACACCAACUUCACAAGUGUUAAGCCUCACAAUGGACAAUGUGGACAGCACAGUUGCGCCCAGACGGAGACAUGUGUUCCUGUUCAAGCUGCAACCUCCCACAUCUGUCUUCAGACGACGGUACCGACUUCAUCUUCUCCUACAAAUGCUGCUUUAUACACGACAACUACAACUUCUGUACCUGAUGUGAUAACAAGCUCCCACACAUCUCCAAGCGUAGCCUCUACUUCCAUUUCGUCAUCUACAACCACCACACCUAUCCCACGUCCCACGGCAACAUUGACAACAACGACUGCAUCUCCCACUACAACUGCUACUACAUACACGACAACUACAACUUCUGUACCUGAUGUGACAACAAGCUCCCACACAUCUCAAAGCGUAAGCUCUACUUCCAUUUCGUCAUCUACAACAACCACACCUACCCCAAGUCCCACGGCAACAUUGACAACAACGACUGCAUCACCCACUACAACUGCUACUACAUACACGACAACUACAACUUCUGUACCUGAUGUGACAACAAGCUCCCACACAUCUCCAAGCAUAACCUCUACUUCCAUUUCGUCAUCUACAACCACCACACCUACCCCACGUCCCACGGCAACAUUGACAACAACGACUGCAUCUCCCACUACAACUGCUACUACGUCUACGUCAACCACAAUGUAUUUGUCUGCUGUGACUCCCCUAACCUCAACUACAGCAUUAACUUCAGCUACAACUCUCACAACAACUACAACUGCUAGUUUCAUCACAACCCCGUCGACUGCCACAACCCCAACGACUACUGCCACAACUUCUGCCACAACUACAACAACAGCAACAACAACCAGUACCACCACACCCACAACAUCGACAACACCAGGUCCUGUGUACAUGGGCUGCUACGACGAUAAAAAGGGUCGUGUCCUUCGCCCUGAAUACAUUAAUGACAACACCGCUAUGACGAUUGACAUGUGUCGAAAUCACUGCACCCAGAGGGAAUACUCCUUCUAUGGACUUGAGGCUGGAAGGGAAUGUUUCUGCGGCAACGAGAUCAAGGGUGGCUACGAGAAGGUGUCCGACGACAAGUGCAACCAACGCUGCAAGGGGGACAACACCAAGACGUGUGGAGGACCGUGGAAGAUGGCCAUAUAUCAGGUUGUUUGACGGACCUAUCUAGGUGCCUUACAAAUAAAGGAGUGUUUUAUGGUAGCCAUGGUGUGAUCCACAUACGAAAACAAUAAUAUCUAAUCUUGGAAAAACGUUGUUCUCCCACCAUGGACUCCAUUGUACUCUGUUACACUCUGACAUUGUUCCGUGUGAAGA
This is a messenger RNA of Haliotis rubra (blacklip abalone), 1847 nucleotides long. Its product is annotated as cell wall protein DAN4-like. NCBI's taxonomy places the organism in Eukaryota, Metazoa, Mollusca, Gastropoda, Lepetellida, Haliotidae. Bases 327 to 1688 code for a protein of 453 amino acids. The record is from RefSeq and is a predicted model, not a curated record. Gene Ontology annotation, cellular component: plasma membrane. The transcript has 5 exons.